Molecule: messenger RNA, 2412 nt
Organism: Astyanax mexicanus (Mexican tetra)
Lineage: Eukaryota; Metazoa; Chordata; Actinopteri; Characiformes; Acestrorhamphidae
Product: MIF4G domain-containing protein B
Exons: 6
Coding region: 200-868 (222 amino acids)
Biological process (GO): regulation of translational initiation
Cellular component (GO): cytosol
Molecular function (GO): protein binding; RNA binding; translation activator activity
Source: RefSeq, a predicted model, not a curated record
CAACCGUGCUGUAAACGCCGGAGUGGCCGCGCGGUGCUAACGUGCUAAAGUUUUAACAACAGGAGAACCCGGGGAACAGCAGGAGAAGAGCAGAAGAACCCAGAGAACAGGAGGAUGAUGAAGGAUGGAGCUCCGCCAGCAGCAGCGCUUCUGAUUUAAUGCAGGUGUUCCGCUGCCCAAACCCUGUGUUCUGAAGAGAAUGGAGGAUUCAUCAAAAGAAGAUUACAAGAUCCAUUCCUUCGACAUGGAGACGCAGAAGUUGCUGAAAACAGCACUUAAAGAUCCAGGCUCAGUGGACUUGGAGAAAGUGUCUAGUGUCAUAGUGGAUCAGUCUCUGAAGGAUCAGAUGUUCAGUAAAGAAGCUGGACGCAUCUGCUUCACCAUAGUGCAGGCAGAGUCCAAGCAGAACGGUGGCAGCGUGUUCCGCCGGAACCUCCUGAACCGCCUGCAGCAGGAGUUUAAAGCUCGCGAGGAAACGAGGAAGAGAUCCACUCAGGAGUGGGUGUGCCUUGUCUCCUUUAUCUGCAACAUCUUUGACUACCUCAAGGUAAAUAAUAUGCCCAUGAUGGCGCUGGUGCACCCGGUAUACGACUGCUUGUUCAGACUGGCCCAGCCUGACGCACUCAAAAACGAGGAGGAGGUGGACUGUCUGGUGCUGCAGCUGCACCGUAUCGGAGAGCAGCUGGAGAAGAUGAAUCUGCAGCGGAUGGACGAGCUGUUCUGCCUGCUGCGGGACGGCUUCCUCCUGCAGGACGGCCUCAGCUCUCUCGGGCGGCUCCUCCUGCUGGAGAUCCUGGAGUUCCGCGCUGGGAGCUGGACGCUUAGCGAAACGGCUCAGAAAUACUACUACAGCGAGGUGACUGACUGACUGACUGAUGCUGUGUGUGAACAGGACUCAGGCCAGGUCAGGCAAAGCUAUGAAGACAAUACAGAUAUUUAUGAAGAGACUGAUCACAAUCAACUCAUCGUCUGGUUAAACAUUUCCUCAAAUACAAGGAAAACAUCUUGUAGAUAAUUUUUUGUGGAAAGGGGGUUUGGCUUAGAGGGGAGGUCUCAUACUACUGGCAUAUGGUCCCGAAACAAGACCUAAAAUCUGGCCUGCAAUCUUUUGUGCCAAGCUCAGACCAGACAAAAAUUAUCAACUUUUCAAAUGCGAGUACUGUAGAUGCAUGGAGCAUCAAGUGGAGUGCGAUAAUUCAUAUUCACCAAAGGUGUCAAAAGUAUUCAGAACAAUUUCCCAGGUAGAAGUAGAUACUACAGUUUGAAAAUUAUUCUGUAGAAGUUGAAUCAACUAUUUUUUUUACUUAAGUAAGUAAGUGAGUAAAAGUACUGCUUUCAAAACUAAAAGUAAAAGUAAUGUAAAAGGGGGAAAAUGCCAUGAAGGACAACUAAAGGCAUGCCACAGCAGCCUAUAGUGCACUACCCCAUGAUAACUGUAAUGUUGUAUUAAAAUGUUAAUGUUGAAAAAUUUGAGAUCAGAUGCAUUUAUGCCCAUUAGUCAAAGACAACCCAAGUAAACACCAAAUGCAGUUUUACAUUAAGGUAAAUUAGGUUUUUAUUAUUAAGGGAGAAAAAAAAUCCAAACUUAUUAGGCCCUACAUGAAAAAGAGAUUGCCCCCUUAAAUUUAAUAACUGGUUGGGCCUCCCUUAACAGCACCAAGUGAAAUCCAGCGUUUACCGUAAUUUGCAAUUAGUCUUACAUCUCUGUGCAGGAAUUUUGGCUCCACUCUUCUUUGUGAAAUUGUUGUAAUUCCACCACAAUGGAGGGUUUUUGAGGAUAAGCUGCCUUUUUAAGGUCAUGUCAAGUAUCUCAAAAAGAUUCAGGUUUCAGUCAAGACUUUGACUAGGGCAAUCCAAAGUCUUCACUUUGUUUUUCUUCAGCCAUUCAGAAGUCGAGUUACUGGUGUGUUUUGGAUCAUUGUCCUGCUGUAGAACCCAAGCUCGUUUGAGGUCACGUAGUGAUGGCGGGACAUUCUCCUUCAGGACUUUUUGGUAGACAGUGGAAUUCUUGGUGUAAUCAUGAGUGUUGGCCUUAAGUGAGGCCUGCAGUUCUUUGGAUGUAGUUGUGAGGUCCUUUUGAGACCUCUUGGAUGAUUCAUUGCUGUGCUCUUGGGGUAAUGUUGGUCAGCCAGCCACUCCUGGGAAGGUUCACCACUGUUCCAUGUUUUCACCGUUUUGUGGAUAAUGGUUGUCAAUGUGGUUCCCUGAAAUAGCUUUAUAACCUUUUUCAGACUGAUAGAUCUCAGUUAUUUCUUUCUUAUUUGUUCCUAAAUUUAUUUGGAUAUUGGCAUGAUGUCAGAGAAACAGUCACUGAUCCUUACAUGUUAUGGUCUCCCAGUAAGGUAGUCAUUGAUCUCAGUGACCAGGUGCAUAUCCACCUCCAUCUUCAUCAGCUUAUUUAGAUUCAUGAUU